This is a messenger RNA of Phlebotomus argentipes, 1441 nucleotides long. It is a transcript of the gene DPCoAC, whose product is annotated as mitochondrial coenzyme A transporter SLC25A42. Bases 354 to 1376 code for a protein of 340 amino acids. Lineage: Eukaryota; Metazoa; Arthropoda; Insecta; Diptera; Psychodidae. The transcript is spliced from 5 exons. Gene Ontology annotation, biological process: transmembrane transport. The record is from RefSeq and is a predicted model, not a curated record. Gene Ontology annotation, cellular component: mitochondrial inner membrane.
AGUGGAAACUCUUCUUGUAAUUGGAAGGGUUGGAGUUGGAUUCAUUGAAAGAAAAACACCUCCCUCCACUCGCAUUGUUGACCGAACAGCGCAGUAACUUGUUGUGUGAUUUGUCUCGCUGAAUUUAAUCGCAAAUUCAUCCAGUGAAAAGUGUCCAAAUUGUGAAAUAUACCCCACAAGAAGUUCACACUUUGUACAGUAGAUAGUUUUUGUGGCAACACAUCGGCAAAAUCGAGAAGCUAUUGGCCACAGCGGCUUGCGAUGUAGAGUGGAGCUCGCGGUGUCAGAAGAUGACCAGAGAUCAAUUGUGGUGAAAUCAACGUCUCUUGCUGCGCAUCUGCCAAGCUUCGAAGAUGAGUGGACUCGUUGAGAAGUCACCGAGUAUUUCCAUGUCCAUUAAAGCCACAACAUCAGCAGCGGCCCCGGCCGCGACGCAGGAGCCGGCGCAGGCGGAUGCUCAUGAGUCGCCGCCGAAGCUCAACAACGUCAAUGUCGUUCUCACUAGUCUCAUCGCGGGAGCGAUUGCUGGUGCGCUGGCCAAGACGGCCAUUGCGCCGCUCGACCGCGCCAAAAUCAACUUCCAAAUCAACAAAGAAACUCCUUAUUCAUUUCGCGGUGCUACUCUUUUCCUGAAGCGUGCCUUCGAGAAGGAGGGAUUCCUGUCGCUGUGGCGCGGAAAUUCCGCCACAAUGGCCAGAAUUGUUCCCUAUGCUGCAAUUCAAUUCACCGCUCACGAGCAGUACAAGAAGCUGCUGAGAGUGGAUCAAGACAAAAGUACAAACAUCCGGAGAUUCCUGGCUGGAUCUCUGGCGGGAAUAACGUCGCAGUCGAUGACGUAUCCGCUGGAUUUGGCGCGCGCCCGGAUGGCCGUGACGGACAAGUACACGGGCUACAGGACGCUGCGGCAGGUCUUCGUGACGAUUUGCCGAGACGAGGGCCCGCGGACGCUGUUCCGGGGCUACUGGCCCACCGUGCUGGGCGUGAUUCCAUACGCUGGCAUGUCGUUCUUCACGUACGAGACGCUGAAGCGUGAGUACACGGAACGCACGGGCGAGAAGAAGCCCAACACGCUCUUCUCACUGAUGUUCGGCGCCGCGGCCGGUGUGAUUGGGCAGACCAGCAGCUAUCCUCUCGAUAUUGUGAGGCGAAGAAUGCAGACGAUCGGCAUCAACGGCAGGACCGAUCAGUACUCAACGAUCAUCUCGACUCUCCAGAAGAUUUACAGAGAGGAGGGAAUAAAGAAUGGAUUCUUCAAAGGCCUCAGCAUGAAUUGGAUAAAAGGACCCAUCGCCGUAGGAAUUAGCUUCUCCACAUAUGAUUUCAUUAAGGAAGUAUUGCGAGAAAUAGUCGGAUUGCAAACUGACGCCAAAGAAUAAGUGUGAAUAUCCUUUUUUCAAUAUAUUGAAUGAGCCAUUUAGAAAAAGUCCAGUGAUUGUAAAAU